UCUCCAUUCAAAUAUCGCCCCUCCCACUUCUUUGCGCUCUCUGCAUCGCGUGGAAUUCUAGAGGGGCGGGAUCAGGUGCGACGGAGUGAGGAAGGAGACCGAUGGAUCCAGACGCGGUGGCGAAGGCGUUCGUGGAGCACUACUACACGACGUUCGAUGGGAAUCGGGGGGCUUUGUUGAAUCUGUACCAGGAAGGGUCCAUGUUGACCUUCGAGGGUCAGAAGAUCCAAGGGUCGCAGAGCAUCGUCUCCAAGCUCACCUCCCUCCCCUUCCAGCAUUGCCAGCACAGCAUCACCACCGUCGACUGCCAGCCCUCCGGCCCCGCCGGCGGCAUGCUCGUCUUCGUCAGCGGCAACCUCCAGCUCGCCGGCGAGCAGCACGCCCUCAAGUUCAGCCAGAUGUUCCAUUUGAUGCCAUCGCCCCAAGGAAGUUUUUAUGUGUUAAAUGAUAUCUUCCGACUGAACUAUGCAUGAACACAUGGGGCUUCUUGUCCACAAGAGGUAUUUGUUGCUGGGAUGUCAAGACUAUAUGAACCGUAUGCUUGUUACCGGCUGGUGCUUGAAUUUUAAAUGCAUCUGUUUUUUUUUUUUUGUUUUUGGACGGUUGCGUUUAGCAUCCGGUGUUCUGUCUCUCGAAGAACAUAGAUUUUUUUGUUCAUGGUGAUUGGUUGAAGUGAAAAUCGGCCCUCUGUUUAUUCCUGUACUAUGAGUUUGAUAGAAUCUCUUUACCAUUUUUCUUUUGGCCAAAAGUUUGGUCGGGUCGAGCUUUGAAGUUUUCAGCUUGUUCUCUCUACCGUUUAGUGCUGUCGGAUGGUCUUGUAAGUUUUCUCAGAGACAGUGGCUUGGUUGUGUACGACGCAUUGAAACAGAUACAGUCCGCAUCAUGUUUUGGAGUCU
Messenger RNA from Rhodamnia argentea, 896 nucleotides. Its product is annotated as nuclear transport factor 2B-like. Gene Ontology annotation, biological process: nucleocytoplasmic transport. Bases 102 to 473 code for a protein of 123 amino acids. The record is from RefSeq and is a predicted model, not a curated record. Lineage: Eukaryota; Viridiplantae; Streptophyta; Magnoliopsida; Myrtales; Myrtaceae. Gene Ontology annotation, cellular component: nuclear pore central transport channel. The transcript is spliced from 2 exons.